GACAGGGUCGGGGCUGAACUGUAGUUUGCUGGAGUCGGGAGGGGCGGGAUGCCACCCGUCGCGGCUCUCGUCUCCUUUUGAUCUCCUCCCCCAUUUCGAAAGCAAAUUUCUAGGCGGGAGAGAGAGGCGGAGAUGGCUGCGGUCAUGGCUGAAACCCUAGCGCUGGCCCCGGUGGAGGACCCCGAGGCGCCCCUCGACGCGGCCGCCAUCCGAAGCCGGUUCGAGCAGCUCUCCACGCUGUGGGGAGGGGACGAGGAGGAGCCGGUGGAUGCUGCGGCGGAGGACGAGCUGCGCUCCGGGUGCGAGGCGGAUAUGCAGGCGGAGGAUGCGUGGGACUCCAGCGCUGCUGAGCUAGAGAGUCGCUGCUUGGAUUCGUACAUUGAGUGGUUGAGAAAGGAGGUGAGCUUGGCAGAGGAGGAGAACUGCAAGUUAUCUGCCGAGAUUAGUGUCAUUGGAGAGACAGUGUUCAAAGACACGAUUCCGCUGGAUGCUGAGAUUGAAUCACUGGAGUCUUCACUGAACACACUUGAUUCAGAGGGUUUGAAACAUUCGAAAGCAAGUCCUAUCUCAACUGAUUCAGGCUUCAACCAAAUAGAUAUUGAGAAGGACUGCAAAUAUCAGGAACUGAAACUAGAUCAUCAAAUGGGAAGAAGUGAGAUGGACUUGAAGCUGCUACAAAUACAAAGUAUUUCAAUGCAAAGGGAUGAAGAAAUGUGGCAGCUUCAAUCUCUGGUUUCAGGACCAAAGGUCUUAGAGUUUAAAGACAAUUGUCUCAGGGUGCUCCUGAAGGCACCUAUACUGACCUCGGAAUGUGUAAUUCUUGGACAAAAGUUGGAUUGUGUUGUUGAUUCUUUUGUUUCAGAUCAUGAGUUACUGAUAGAAGUUGAUGAAGGAAGCAUGGAACUGAAUAAAGUCCAGAUCUUUCCUGCUGAUGUUUGUGUAGAUAUACUGAUUGAGAAGCUCAAGUCCUCCAGAGAGGUCAUUUCCGCUCCAUCUUUGGGAUGGCUCAUUCGGCAAUGUCAACAACAUAUUGUAAUCAACACUCUAAGACGAUCGUUGGUGAAUGAUGCCAAUAAUUCCAGGCAUUCUUUCGAGUACUUUGACAAAGAUGAAACAAUCGUAGCUCAUUUGGUUGGUGCAAUCGAUGCCUUCUUCAAGAUAUCUGCAGAUUGGCCACUGUCGUCCUAUGGUCUGAAGUUAAUCUCAAUCCGCAAUUCAGGGACUCAGCCAACGAAUAUAACUUUAGAUUUGCUCUGCAAGACCAAGGAACUUGCCAAUGGCUUGGAGGUUGAGACUCGUCGGCAUCUGGUAAGAUUUGUAGACGCCGUUGAGGAGAUUCUUGUUCGGGAGAUGCAGUCAGAGCUCCACUCCAGCAGGGUUUCUGCUUAGAAUCGAUUUCUGGGCUCGGCUUCUCAUCAAGUUGAUGGCAGACAGGAGCCCAAUUCAGAUUUAGUCCUUUCUUGUAUUGUGGUAAAAAAAAAGGUGUGCGCAAAGCUUGAACCGUCGAAAGAUCAGGCGGGAUUGUGGUUGUAUUGGUUCUUUAUACCAGACUGUUAAACUGUGUCCUCCAGUGCACUGUUCAAUUGA
Molecule: messenger RNA, 1587 nt
Organism: Triticum dicoccoides
Lineage: Eukaryota; Viridiplantae; Streptophyta; Magnoliopsida; Poales; Poaceae
Exons: 12
Coding region: 133-1389 (418 amino acids)
Source: RefSeq, a predicted model, not a curated record